CACACACACACACACAGAGACACACACACACACACAGAGACACACACACACACACACACACACACACACACACACACACAGAGAGACACACACACACACACACACACACACACACAGACACACACACACACACACACACACACAGAGUCGAGCAGAAAGCUGUUCACAGACUCAUGUAACUUACAACUCCCAGGGUGCAUUUCACCUCGAAGCAGCCAAUCACAGAGCUUCAUACUGAUUUCCUGCGCCUUCAGUUCAUUUAAGUUUUUGACUCUUUAACAUUUUUAAAAAGGUUCAGUUGCCAUGGAAACAUUACACCUCUUUGUGAUGUCAGCAGCUGAGGCUCAUGGGUAAUGUAGUAUCAGAUGUUUUUAUGCAGAUGUGGAGGAUGAAGUAGGAUUUCCUCCUCCUCCUCCUCCUCCUCCUCUUUAGUCUGUUCUUCUUCUCUCUAAAGCUCCUCCUUAAGUCACUUCCUGUUUCCUGUCCUUCUCUACAUGUCUUCUGCUGUUUCCUCCUCCUCCUCUCCCCCCCCCCCCUCUGUAGUUUGAACAUGUGGAUCCUCAUUGUGUGCAGACCUGUGCAGUGUUCAGGUGUCUGUGAAGCUGUAGGAGAAGUGAAUGUGUGAGUUCAGGAGGAUUUGAUCUGAUGGGGUAUCAGAGGAGCGUGUGGCGCAGCCUGGGAGGAGGAGGUGGUGCUGUGGUGAGGUGUUCAUGUUCAGAGGAGGAGGUCAGGAUCUCCUUCAGGAGUGUCGGGGAGGAGCGGCUGCUCAGACGACUGAGACAGACCCGUCGCUGGUUUGAGUCGCCCCGCCUCUCCGUCUGCAGUAAUGAGCGCGCUCCGUCGGCCACGCCCUCCGACUCCUCAGAGCCCCGCCCACUCAGCCUGAUCUCCACGCUGUCCUCAGGAUCCGGAUCCUCCCGGGACGAGAACCCCGCCCCCCCUCCGUCUGACCAGACCCCGGCACUCAACCUGGACCUGAGCUCUGAGGGGGGGCCAGACAGGAAGGGGCGGAGCCACUGCAUUGCCAGCAACAACAACAACAAAGAGCCGUUCGUCAUGGCUCCUCAGCUGACCUACCUGGAUCGCGUCGUCAUGGAGAUCAUCGAGACGGAGAGGAUGUACGUCAGAGACCUGCGCAUGAUCGUAGAGGAUUACCUGGCUCACAUCAUCGAUCAGUGCGACCUGUCGAUUCGUCCCGAGCAGGUGUGCGCUCUCUUCGGGAACAUCGAGGACAUCUACGAGUUCAACAGCGAGCUGCUCCAGGCUCUGGACCUAUGUGAUAACGACCCGGUGGCGGUGGCUCGCUGCUUCGUCAUGAAGAGCGAGUACUUUGAGAUCUACACUCAGUACUGCACUAACUACCCAAAUUCGGUGGCGGCGCUGACGGAGUGCAUGAGGAAUAAAUCUCUGGCCAAGUUUUUCCGGGAGCGCCAGGCGUUACUGAAGCGCUCGCUGCCUCUGGGUUCAUACCUGCUCAAACCCGUUCAGAGGAUCCUCAAAUACCACCUGCUGCUCCAGGAGAUAGCGAAGCACUUUGACCCGAUGGAGGAGGGUUACGAGGUGGUGGAGGACGCCAUCUACACGAUGACGGGUGUCGCCUGGUACAUCAACGACAUGAAGAGGAAACACGAGCACGCUGUGAGGCUCCAGGAGGUUCAGUCUUUACUGCUGAACUGGAAGGGUCCUGACCUCACCACGUACGGAGAACUGGUCCUGGAGGGAACCUUCAAAGUCCACCGAGCCAAAAACGAGAGGACGCUCUUCCUGUUUGACCACAUGCUGCUGAUCACCAAACGCCGAGGAGAACACUUUGUCUACAAAACGCACAUCUCUUGCUCCACUCUCAUGCUGAUUGAAAGCGCCAAAGACACCCUGAGCUUCAGCGUGAUUCAUUACAAACAUCCCAAACAGCCUCACACCGUGCAGGCGAAGACGGUGGAGGAAAGGAAGCUGUGGGCUCAUCACAUCAAACGCACCAUUCUGGAAAACCACCAAGCCAUCAUCCCACAGAAGGCUAAAGACGCCAUCUUGGAAAUGAAUCCUACAUACCCUCCGCGGUAUCGUUACAGCCCCGAGCGGCUGAAGAAAGCGUCCUCCGUUCAGUCUGAUGAGUUUCAGCGAGACGGUCGCUAUGGGAGACGACAGUCAGAACCCGACAAACAGACGGUGAAGAGCAGCAAAGGAGAUGUUGACGUCCUGCAGCAGUCACACAGUGAGGGGGGGUCACCAGGGGCGGGGCGAUCCACGCAGCCCCUCAACCCUGAGGAGGAAGAGGAGGAGGGGCUGAUCUGCAGUGACGAAGAGGAGGGGGGCAGGUUGUCUCCUCAGCGGCUUCAUCGGGCGGAGGACAGCGAGCUGGACGACCUGUUGGAGGACGAACAGCCGCAGGAGGCGGAGGGAGGCAGCGUCUCUGCUGACAGCUGCGACAAAGAAAACGUCAGACUUCCUAAAGAAGACGAGGAGGAGGAGGAGGAGGAGGAGGAGGAGGAGGAGGGUAGAGAUCAGGACACACAUGAGCAGGCCUCCUCAGAAAAUACAACAAAGGAGAAGACUUCGAAACAGACUACAGUCCAAGAACCAGAACCCCCCUGUGAUUCAGACAGUCUGUCCUCUACACCUGCCGGGACCUCAGUUUCUCCUCAACGGUCUCAAGUGAAACCUGAAAGAGCUGCAGAACACGUAGAGCGACAGUCCUCAGCGACGCCCGAUUCAGAUUCAAAAACGCUGAGCAGUGCAGAAUCCUCGGAGGACGAGGAGGAUGAGAAGGCGGCGACAGAGAAAGAGGGUGAAGCCACCAGCAUCCUUCCUUCCUCUGUCCUGGACAAAGCGAGCGCCAUCGCUCAACACUUCACUAACAGCAUCAAACGAGGUGGCUUGUCCCAGGACGACGCCCGCUCCCUCGGCUGUGCUUCACCACGUCUCCUCAGCAGGACCAGCAGCAGCCUCAGCCUGUGCCCCGAACCCUCAGACAGAACUUUGCGGCUCAACAGCGCCUGUUCUGAUCCUCCGGAGACUUUUGGCUCGACAGAUUUGACCCUGCUGUCCCCUCGGGAUGACGCCCUCUUUGAUGCCGACAGAAGCAUUCGGCGGAGGCGGGACUCGGCCCUGUCCAAGCAGGACCAGCUGCUCAUUGGAAAAAUCAGGAGCUACUACGAGACCGCCGAGAACCAGGGCGCCACGUUCAGCCUCCAGCGCAGGGAGAGCCUGACAUACAUCCCAAUGGGGGUGGUGAGGAACUCUGUCAGCCGCUUUAACAGCAACCAAAACGAUGAGAGUGUCCAAACAAACCCCUCAGCCAAAUCCCUCAGGCUGCAGUCAAACUCAGCUUUACCAACAGGUACCUGGGCUGACAUAGUGACUGAUGACUGUUUGGAUCCUCUGAAGUCUGAUCUGGUGGACAAAGAGCCAGAAGAUUCAGGAGAAAGCACCAGGACCAGAUCUCAAAGUGUGCAGGACAAUCCAUGUGAGGAAGAGGAGUUCAGACCUUCAUCUGAUAUGAUCAAGAUCUGGCAGACGAUGGAACAAGAAAUCAACAGAAGUGAAGACAGAGGGUGUGAUCGAUCUCGAGAAGCUCAAAGAAAAUCCAGAGCGACUGAUGACAACCUGUCUGAGACACCGAAGACCCAAAAUAAAAUCUGUGACCGAGACAGUGGAGCGUCUGACCUUAGCACCAUCACAGAGGAAUCCACGAGUCCUUCGCCCCUAAAGCACAAAGUCCCUGGUGUGAACCACACAGGAAAUCUGAAAGACUCUCUGAGGACAUUCAGGGAAGAGGCUGCCGUCUUCAGAGCUCCGGUUCCUCGGGUUGCACAGCUAAGGGCAGAGGUAGAGGGGGAAAGACCCGGCAAGGAUUUAGACCAGCUGGAUGAAACAGACAAAACAAACAGCAAAGUUCUCCAUCUAGCUCGACAGUACAGCCAGCGUCUUAAAACGACCACUCCAGUGGUCCGACAGAGAAGUCAGGGCCUGCUGAUUGGCAAGAAGAGCUUACCCUGCGUGUUGGAAGAGAAGGAAAGUGCAGGAACUGUGACGUCCUGUUUACCUAAAGGUAAACCCAACCUGACUCUGCCACUGGUUUCUCAUAGCCAAGCAUCCUCUCUACCGUUGAGCCCAGUAGACCAGAUCCAGUUUCCUUCCCCUGGACUCACCUGUAGUUCAGUGGGUAGUUCCAGGGUGGUGUCCCCGGGCAGGGCUCGGUCCCACAGCCCCCCCAGCCCUACCCCUCCCACCGAGAACUUCAACUGGCCUGACGUCCGGGAACUCCGCUCCAAAUACUCCAACCCUGCUAGACCCCAGAAGAGUACCGUCAGCCGGAGUCGCUCUAUCCCGGAGAAGAUGUCUGAUGGUGGACUGAGGAGGCAUUCCAGCUGCUCCUCCAGCCUCCCCCGCAUGGAUGAGGCUUCUUGUGAGGUUCCUUCUCACAAGCCUUGUGGCAGCUGGGACGCUGGUCGAGAGGAACGCACCAAAAGGCUUCUCAGAGCCAAUUCUCUGGACCCUCGACUGAGUGCAGAACAAAUGACUGAGCUGCAGAAGCUAAAGGACCAGGUUGCUAACGAUAACGACGAUGGUUACUACAUUGCAGCUGAGGCGGUGCUACCAAAUGAUCCAGAACACAAGAUCAUCGUUAUGGAGAAACUUCCAGAUCUGGAGUCAGAACCUGAGUCAGAAUGUGCAGAAACAGCCAAAACAGAGUCCAAAAAAGAUGAAGAGGAGGACGACAGCUACAUCCAAAUUCGUUCACCGACCAGCAGGGAGAAGAUCUCCAUCAUGGCCGUCAUAGACCGCUGCCGGGCCUAUCAGGAGUCUGACGAAUAUAAACAGAGGGAGGAAGUGAGAGCUAAAACUGAGCCCACAAGGCCUCAAGAGCUUGACAUCAGCGCGGCAUCCACCAAAGAUCAGGACGUUGAAUCCCAGAAAACAAGCUCAAACUCAGGGCUGAAGACAGAGGCUGGUCAGCAGAGCAUCGUGAAAAAUCUGAGGGACAAGUUUCAGAACCUCAGCUGAAAAGAAGAAAACCAAAGACAUGUAAAUUGAGGACUGAACUGUUUGAACUCUUCAAGUGGUCAACAGUGAGCCUGUCAGCUUAUUCCCUUUGUAGACUUUGUACAACUAGAGAGGACGGUUUCUGCUUUCCGGAAGGUUUUUAUGUGUAAUUAUUCCAAAUGUUAUUUUGCAUUAUAAAACGGUCAAGAAGAAAACUGUCAGCUUGUCAUUAAGGGAUGGGAUUAAGGGUCAUUAAGCAAUGACGUUGAUUAUAUAACAAAGAGCAUAAAGACAGAAUAUCUUUUUAUGGACUGAUCCAAAAACAACUUUCAAUAGAUCCUGUGUCGUCUUCAUUUUGUAGAUAAUCAUGUAAAAACAAAUCCUUUAAAAUGUCCUCACUCUUAAUAUUGGUGAAAGCACCUUUUUGUACAGGAUGUAAUGAUAUGUUGCAGUUUCAGUUCUGGGAGUUUUUCCCCUCUCAGUCGUUGUCCAUGAAAAGAGCUUUAAGCAGCCGUCAGUCUGGUUUUUACAGUCGUCUUUUCUUUGCAGUUCUAAAAGCUUCACAUCAGAGCCACAGCAAAGAUUGUGAUUCUCCAAUGAAUAACUGCUACAAGAGAACUAACGUUCUUUACUCUGCUGAACAACUUUUCUGUUCUUUUUAAAGGAACAGUCCCACAUUUAAAUCAAUCACUGUCUUCUCUGCACUCAGAUGAAUCAUUGUCAUCUCAGUGUGACAGCACAGAGGUUUAGCCUAGCUUAGCACAAAGACUGACAGCAGGAAGAGCUGUUAGCCUAGCAUCAGAAACCUUCAGACGUCUCUGGAGCUGAAAAAACUUUUAUCCUGAGUUAAACCAUGCGACAGUGUAAGCAGUGAAUUAAUAUCUUAGUACGCUUCUUUCAGGUCAAUGCUCUAAAAUAUCUGAACUCAUAUCAUUCAUAAUAAUAAAGGACAAGAUCAUAUAAACACUACAUAAUCAUCUGUAAAUAAUCUACUAAAUAAAUAAGUAUCUAUAAUUAAUCUGCAAUGAUGAGAUUACCUCUUCAGGUGUGACUCUACAUUUUGUGAAUCAUAUCAAACGUUAACUCAAAAGUAACAAACAAACGUAACUUUUGAAAAGUGUCAGUUUGUCUUUUAAUGAAUAUUAAAUACUUUAUUUCAGGCAUGUCAGAUUUGAUCAUCAGCAGUAUCUAAGGUGUUUCUACGUCACAAACACAGGAAGUGAUGUCAGCAUGGUGCUGUUUGGAUGGUCUCGUCAGUAGCUCGUUAGCUCACGAGAAUAAAACAUUAUCAGAUCUACUGUAGGCUUCUCUACUUGUUUUAUGAAAAUCAUUCAUUUUUAAAGAUCAACAUUUCGGUCUCACAGAGUCAGAAUGUUCUUAUAGGAACAAAUCAGCUUCACUAGGAGAGAAAUAAAGGAUUCAUCAAUAAAUGAGCUGUAACAUUUUCCCCUCAGCACUUUUGACUUAAAGAUAAAAACAAAUAUUUUGCGUGUCGACGCUUUUACAUACAUCAUUGAUUUCAAAUAAAGCAAUUAAAGAUGGUUUUAUUCUCAGCAUACUAAUUAUAAUUCAUACAUUAUACAUAACAUAGUUUAUUGAAAUUAUUGGAUGUAUUUCUUUUUUUGUGCCUUUUAGUUUGUCAUAUUUAUGUAAAGUUUAUUUAAACAUAUUUACUUUGUUCUUUAUUUAUUCCCUGAUGAGUCAACUUUGUUCUCUACACACAAAAGUUACCUGAAUUAGAAUGUAAAUGUUUUAUCCACAUCGCUGUCACACUGUGGAUCUCUGUGGAUCACUGUGGAUCUCUGCAGAUCUCUGUGGAUCUCUGCAGAUCUCUGUGGAUCACUGCAGAUCUCUGUGGAUCUCUGCAGAUCUCUGUGGAUUUCUGCGGAUCUCUGUGGAUCUCUGCGGAUCACUGUGGAUCUCUGCGGAUCUCUGUGGAUCACUGCAGAUCUCUGUGGAUCACUGCAGAUCUCUGUGGAUCUCUGUGGCUCACUGGGCUCACUGUGGAUCUCUGCGGAUCUCUGUGGAUCUCUGCGGAUCUCUGUGGAUCACUGCAGAUCUCUGUGGAUCACUGCAGAUCUCUGCAGAUCUCUGUGGAUCACUGCAGAUCUCUGAGGAUCUCUGCAGAUCUCUGUGGAUUUCUGCGGAUCUCUGUGGAUCUCUGCGGAUCACUGUGGAUCUCUGCGGAUCUCUGGAUCUCUGUGGAUCACUGCAGAUCUCUGUGGAUCUCUGCAGAUCUCUGGAUCUCUGUGGCUCACUGUGGCUCACUGUGGAUCUCUGCGGAUCUCUGUGGAUCUCUGUGGAUCACUGCAGAUCUCUGUGGAUCACUGCAGAUCUCUGUGGAUCUCUGCAGAUCUCUGUGAAUCUCUGUGGAUCACUGUGGCUCACUGUGGAUCUCUGCGGAUCUCUGUGGAUCUCUGUGGAUCACUGCAGAUCUCUGUGGAUCUCUGCAGAUCUCUGUGGAUCUCUGUGGAUCACUGUGGCUCACUGUGGAUCUAUGUGGAUCUCUGUGGAUCUAUGUGGAUCACUGCAGAUCUCUGUGGAUCACUGCAGAUCUCUGUGGAUCUCUGCAGAUCUCUGUGGAUCUCUGUGGAUCACUGUGGCUCACUGUGGAUCUCUGUGGAUCUCUGUGGAUCUCUGGAUCUAUGUGGAUCUCUGUGGAUCUCUGUGGAUCUAUGUGGAUCUCUGUGGAUCACUGCAGAUCACUGCAGAUCACUGUGGCAGAUGUGGGACUUGAACCUGUGACUGUCCUGUAACUACCGGUCCACCCCGCUCAUCAUGCUCCUCUGUCAGUAGCUCGCUGUUAGCUUCCUGUACCUGCUCUUUAUCUCACCUGAUGUGAGUAGAAACACACUUCCUGUGUAUAACUGUGGUUUCAUGUGUGUGUGUUUGUACAGAUGUGUUUACAUGAGAGGACCACUGUUCUGUUUCCAUUAAAAUCCCAUGUACAGGAUCAGCA
This is a messenger RNA of Labrus mixtus (cuckoo wrasse), 7942 nucleotides long. RefSeq names its product pleckstrin homology domain-containing family G member 3-like. Gene Ontology annotation, molecular function: guanyl-nucleotide exchange factor activity. Lineage: Eukaryota; Metazoa; Chordata; Actinopteri; Labriformes; Labridae. The transcript is spliced from 17 exons. The coding region runs from base 646 to 5004 and encodes 1452 amino acids. The record is from RefSeq and is a predicted model, not a curated record.